Messenger RNA from Olea europaea var. sylvestris, 1062 nucleotides. Its product is annotated as transcription factor MYB106-like. The transcript is spliced from 6 exons. The coding region runs from base 1 to 1062 and encodes 353 amino acids. NCBI's taxonomy places the organism in Eukaryota, Viridiplantae, Streptophyta, Magnoliopsida, Lamiales, Oleaceae. The record is from RefSeq and is a predicted model, not a curated record.
AUGGGCAAGUCCCUUUGCUGCGAGAAAGUAGGCUUGAAAAAAGGUCCGUGGACAGCAGAGGAAGACCAAAAGCUUUUGGCUUAUAUUGAAGAACAUGGCCAUGGAAGUUGGAGAGCUCUCCCAGAAGCAGCUGGGCUUCAAAGAUGUGGGAAAAGUUGCAGAUUAAGAUGGACAAAUUAUUUGAGGCCUGAUAUUAAGAGAGGAAAGUUCAGUUUACAGGAAGAGCAGACCAUCGUUCAACUUCAUGCUCUUCUUGGGAACAGAUGGUCAACCAUAGCUACUUACUUGCCAAAGAGAACUGAUAAUGAGAUAAAGAACUAUUGGAACACACAUAUCAAGAAGAGAUUAACCAAAAUGGGAAUUGAUCCGGUGACUCACAAGAAGAAAACCCUAUGCACAAAUCAAUCCAAAGACACCGCUAAUCUCGACCACAUAGCCCAAUGGGAGAACGCUCGUCUUCAAGCAGAAGCCAGAUUCAUCCGUGAAUCCAAACUUGUUUCCAACUGUUACCGCUCUCAGUUGCAGCUCCUCCAAAAAGCCAUUGUUCCACCACCACAAGCACUGCCAUCUCCACCAAGACCACCGUGUUUAGAUGUACUUAAAGUUUGGCAAGGUGAAUGGACAAAGCCCACAAAAGAUACGACUACAAUCUCUACAUUGAACUUCUCAUCACAGAACAAGUUCAAUGCUAUUCCCACCACCUAUGGAUUUAAUGACAAUUCAUCCACGAUGCCGAUCAAUUAUGUCGAAAAUUCUGUUCAUAUGAUCAAUGGAAGAAUAAUUAAUCCUAUCGAUGAUUCCACUUCUAUUACAGAUUCUUUAAGUGUUCCAAGUUUCCUGGAGAGCUUUACAGAUCUUCUGCCAAACAUGGAUGGUCUCACUGACGACGUCGUUGGAAGCUAUGAUGGAAGUUUCAAAGAGAAUAAGAAUUAUUGGAAUAAUGAACUAAAUUCAAUGGCAUUUCCAAUGGAAUACCCAACCGCCUCUCUUCUAGAGAAUUCUCAACUUGUUGAUCUGUCUAGGACAAUUGCCCGCAGCUCAGUUGAUCUCCUGUCCAACUAA